AUGGGCGCUACAGCUAUCGUGCUUCUUGCUGCCCUUCAACGUCGUAACGUGGCCACUAGAAUAAGAGCUCCCGUGCUCCUGGGUCUCCUCCGUGAGUGGUGCCUGAUGUAA
Molecule: messenger RNA, 111 nt
Organism: Phytophthora nicotianae INRA-310
Lineage: Eukaryota; Oomycota; Peronosporomycetes; Peronosporales; Peronosporaceae
Exons: 1
Coding region: 1-111 (36 amino acids)
Source: RefSeq, a predicted model, not a curated record